AUGGCUCCUUUGUUAGGAAAAAAGUGUUCGGCGUGUCUCAUGAUUUUGGGUGUAUGGGGCGUAAUUAUGCUUGUUCUUAUGGGCGUGUUCACCCGUGUUAACGCCGUUGCGUUUGUUGAUGACAUCCCUAUUGACAUGAAGGAAUGGGAGAGCACUAAAUUUGCCCCCUCUUACAUUGACGAGAAGUUUGCUAUGGUCUCUACUAACUGCUUCAUCGCCGCCGGUCUUUACCUCCUUGUUCUCGUUUUCGCUUCUGUUCAGUUCCACCUCAACACCCGUCAUGGCUACUCAGCUCAAUGA
This is a messenger RNA of Echinococcus granulosus, 300 nucleotides long. RefSeq names its product Ribonuclease kappa. Gene Ontology annotation, molecular function: RNA endonuclease activity. The record is from RefSeq and is a predicted model, not a curated record. Bases 1 to 300 code for a protein of 99 amino acids. The transcript is spliced from 2 exons. Lineage: Eukaryota; Metazoa; Platyhelminthes; Cestoda; Cyclophyllidea; Taeniidae.